AUGGAUUCCUCUGUUUCUCAACCGUCUGUCGCCGACAGUGGCGACGCGCCUGUUGCGCGUACCAAAGCACGGACUGAUAGCAUUUCGCAAAGAUCGGAUGAUUCGCAAACUGCUGCUGACUUUAUUCGAGAUCAGAUGCAGCUCGAGGCUGAUGCCCGCGAAGCUUUGCCCUACAGCGUCUUUGCCUGCCUAACCUGCAAUCCUCCGCCCGCCAACCCCUCCGAUGCCUACAAUGCUGCCGGUGUCUGCUACGCCUGCUCGGUCCAGUGCCACGGCGAGCACACCCUCGUCGAGAUCUUCACCAAGCGGAACUUCACAUGCGACUGCGGCACUACGCGAUUCCCCGAGUCCAGCCCGUGCAACUUGCGCAUCAACCCGGAGACGAACACCAAGGGAGGCGUCCAUUCGGAAGAGCCCAACCCGAACAACAAGUACAACCAGAACUUCCGAAACCGCUUCUGCGGCUGCGAGUGCGAUUAUGACCCGUUCGAGCAAAAGGGUACCAUGUUUCAAUGUCUCGGGUUAGGCACACACGAAACGGGUGGCUGUGGCGAGGAUUGGUGGCAUCCUGGGUGUGUGGUCGGGCUGGGCCCGAACUGGUUUGAGGGUCUGGAGGCGAAUAAAGUGAAGACGGAGACCAAGGAUACGAACGGCAACCUUCCGACUAUUAGCGAGGAUGCGGAGGCGACGGAGAAGGAUGGCAAGGCAGCGGGUGAAGGAGGAGACGAGGACGACAAUGACCCCCCGCCUCCCCCAGGUUUUCCGGCCGAGGACGAGUUCGAGAGUUUUCUCUGCUACAAGUGUGUCGAGGCCCAUCCCUGGAUCAAGAGAUAUGCUGGCACCCCCGGCUUUUUGCCGCCCGUUUUCUCCAAGCAAAGCGCUACGUCACACGAGUCUACUUCGGCAGCGCCCCCUGUUACCACCAGCAACGGAGAGUCGAAUAGCGGUUCCAGGAAGCGCAAAGCCGACGACGAAACCGAUUCCCAGACCUCCAAGCGGCCCAGGAGCGAAGUCGACACUAGCGAACUAGCAGAGCCAUCAUCCACAACAACAGCAACAACACUCACCAACCCGCCACCCUCAACGACCUGCAAACUCACCACCCUCCCGCCACUUCCCGAAUCAACUACCCCCUUCUCCCUUUUCCUCACCUCCACCUUCCGCACCCACCUCUGCCACUGCCCUGCCUGCUUCCCGCUCCUGGCCCCGCACCCCCAACUCCUCGAAGAAGAAGAAACCUACGAACCCCCCACCUCAGAAGACGGCGACGGCGGCAGCGCCAACAACAACAGCGAGGGCAGCCUGUACGACCGCGGCGAGUCGGCGCUGCGCAACGUCGACCGCGUGCGCGCCAUCGAGGGCGUCAUGGCCUACCAGCACCUCAAGGACAAGCUGAUGCCCUUUUUCCAGCAGUUUGCCGAGAGCAAGCAGGUCAUUAGCGCCGAGGACGUCAAGGGCUAUUUUGCCAAGCUGCGUGGUGAUGAGGAGGCGAUUCGGGAGGCGGGGGCGAGGGCUGAGAGGGAGGGGGCCGGUGGCGGCGGGGGUGGUGGUCGUGGGGAUGAGAGGCGGGAGGAGAGCGGUUAUUGA
This is a messenger RNA of Chaetomium globosum CBS 148.51, 1587 nucleotides long. RefSeq lists its product as uncharacterized. Gene Ontology annotation, molecular function: ubiquitin protein ligase activity; zinc ion binding. The record is from RefSeq and is a predicted model, not a curated record. The transcript has 3 exons. Gene Ontology annotation, cellular component: cytoplasm. NCBI's taxonomy places the organism in Eukaryota, Fungi, Ascomycota, Sordariomycetes, Sordariales, Chaetomiaceae. The coding region runs from base 1 to 1587 and encodes 528 amino acids.